AUGUCGGGUUACAAUCUGACUUUUCACGUUCAGUCUUCCAUAGCUGCUACCGGAGCCUUUUCAUCUUUUGCAAUUGAUCCGUUAACGCUCGCCAUCACUGAGUGUAUGGCCAUGCUGCUGGCCAUGCGCAAGGUCAGCAGGUACCAGCAAAGCGGAAUGGCUGCUAUUUUGGGUAGUGGUAAUGACUUUUUUGGUGGAACUGGCGCUGACGACGACCUGCUUACCACGAAUCUUGGAUUUGCUCCCACAAACCGUCACGGCUCUCACGGUCCACCCCAUCCCAAUGGCACCGCCCAUCCCAGUACCGCCAUGCCUCUCGUGCUGAGCUUCGUGCAACUUCGGUCCAUGCUCCUGGAGGCAACAGACAUCGAGGUGCUCGACAGUCUUACGGUUCUCCAACCAUUUCUUUUGGUGGUAAAGCUGCCACUGACCUCUGGGAGGAUUACGGCCAUGGCCCUUGAGGCAAUUUCCAGGUUCUUACAGUAUGGCGUCCUUACAGAUCGUUCGCCCAAUCUUGGUCCUACGCUAGGACAAAUUUGCUCUGCUCUUACACACUGUCGAUUCGAAGCAGCAGAUCAGAGUUCAGACGAUGCUGUGCUUCUUAAAGUGUUACGGCUCAUGGAGGCCGUCGCCACCAGUCCACACGCGGGGCUUCUCCCGAACGACGUGGUGCUGGAGGUGGUUCAAACUUGUUUGUCUCUUGCUUGCAAUAAGAAGAGAAGUGAGGUGUUAAGAAGAGCAGCUGAAAUGGCCAUUGGUAAUAUCACCGCUCGUAUAUUUGCUCGCUUGAGCGAGCUUCCUGAACAGGAAUCGGGUUCGGUGGUGGUGGGUGAGUUGCCCGAGGAUGUUAUUGGUGCUGCAGCUGCUCGGAAAGAAUCUGACCUUGCAGAAGAUGACAGGGUUCUUGAAGACAAAGACAGCAAUUCAGACGAUGGUUUCGAUGUGUCUGCUCUCAUAGAGUUCACGUCAAUUCUCAUUUCAAUGAUCUCGCCUUCUAACCAAUACCAGCAUAUGGAAAGUACGCGUGUGCUUGCACUUCGUCUUAUCAACACUGCUGUUGAGGUUAGUGGCCAUCAUUUUUACACCCACCCAUCACUUAUGAGCUUGUUUACAGAUCCAGUGUCCAAACAUGUUCUUCAGAUCAUUGCUACUGUUGAGUCUCCUGCUUUGCUUGAAGUUGCUUGGAGAGUCUUUGCAACCAUGGCUGUUGUUUUAGGCCCUCAUUUGAAGAGUCAAAUAGAGUUGACGUUCUCGGCCUCAAGUUCGGUUGUUGCCGGCUCUACAUUUGCUUCUCCAACUGCUAAAGAAAUGUUUCUUGAGCUGCUAUCACUUCUUUGGACUAGAGAUCCCUACUUUUUUACCAGAUUAUAUGCUGAUUAUGACUGUGACUUUGAUAGAGCAGAUUUGGCUCGUCAAUUGAUAGAAUUCAUCUGUACUCUUGCCCUUCCAGAACUGGCUAGAGUUUCUACUGACAAUGUGCCUCCUCUAUGCCUUGAAGGGUUGUUGUCGUUUGUGAAUGGUAUCAAUGAAAGAGUCAAGAAAGGACAAUUUCUCGAAUCACUGUCGGACCUCGAUGAAGUUCCUCGUCGUCUUUCCAAUAAAGCCAAUAAAAAGGCGUUUGUGGAGUGCACCGACGAAUUCAACAAGAAACCCUCUCUUGGCCUUGCUGCUCUUGUUCGUCAUGGCUUCAUCAAGGAUCCUAAUGAUAUUGCUGAAGUUUCCCAAUUUAUGUAUAAUAAACUGGGUCGAUUGAACAAAAAAGUGUUAGGAGAAUAUCUCGCCAAAUCCAGUAACAAAGACUUGUUGAAGCAUUUCAUGUCACUUUUCGAUUAUGAAGGAUUGCGUGUGGAUGAGGCCAUCCGGUUGUUGUUAAAAACCUUCCGUUUGCCUGGAGAAGCUCAACAGAUUGAACGUAUUGUCGAAACUUUUGCUUCACGUUAUGCUGAAUGUCAAGAGGAAAAACAACCGGAUCUGAAAGAGGCCGAUCAACCAGAUGUACUGACGGUUAGGCCUGACGAAGAUUCGGUCUUUGUUCUUUCAUUCUCAAUCAUUCUUCUUAAUACUGACCUUCAUAACCCACAAGUUAAAAAGCAUAUGACUCUUGAAGCUUACAAAAAGAAUCUCAGAGGACAAUACAACGGAGGAGAUAAUUAUCCCGAAUGGUAUCUUUCUAAGAUCUACAGCAGUAUCAGAGAUAGGGAAAUUAUCAUGCCAGAAGAACAUCAUGGUACUGAGAAGUGGUUUGAUGACGUGUGGAAUAAUGUCGUUUCUGCCGAAGCUUUGGCUAAUAAUGAUCUCCAUGAAGAAGUUAUUGACGACAUUUCUGUAUAUGACAAGAAUCUUUUUGCUGAUACGGUUGGCGUUAUUACAAAGACUCUCGUCCAAAUUUUUAAUGAAGCUACUGAUGACCAUAUCAUUACUCGUCUUAUGUCCACUAUCGAUAAAUCUGUGAAUAUUUGUCUACAAUACGGAAUUCUUGAGCCAGUGGAUCUACUCAUAGGUCUUCUUGCCGACCUUACCACCCUUACAGAUCCGGCAGGGUUGAAGCGUAAUAAGGACGAAAGUGAUGACAACUUGCGGGAUGAAAUACCUAUAACUCAAAUCAAGCUUGAAGGGAAAGACGAUACCAUAACCGUAAGUGAUGUUGCAGUCUGGUUUGGAAGAGAUUUCAAAGCUCAGAUCGCUACCGUUGUUUUGUUCCGACUACUCAAGAAGACAAAGUGUCGUGUUACUCCAGCUUGGGAGAAAGUUAUCAAGAUUAUUCUCACUCUUUACGAAAGCUGUCUUGUGGACCCUAACAUGUACAGUGAGUUUCAGAAGACGCUUUCACUUCCUCUGUUAACGAGAGCGAAGCCACGUUAUAUUAUCAACCGCUCCAAGCCUUUGAGAGAGUCAGGUCUUUUGCUGACAUUUUCGUCAUUUUUGAAGGGAUAUUCUGAUGAACCACCUGAGCCUACUGACCUGGAGGUUGAAAGUACAUUAAGCACUAUUGACUGUGUCAAGUCGUUGGAUUUAGUUGCUUUGUUUAAGACUGUAGCUGAGGGAGGUCAAGAAAACAAAAUUUUAUUGGCCCAGCUAUUGGUAGAUGCUAUACCAGAGAAGCUCGAUGAUGUUCUGAAACGGUAUUACGAGCUGGAGGUGUUGUUCAUCACUGAAAACCUGGUAUUUUUGGCAUUAUUGUCCAAUGACAAGCUAUUAUUCAAAAAAAUAAUCCAGAAGAUCUCUAAAGUAGGAGGAACUUUGAGCAAAAAAGGCGAUUUGAGAAUGGCGGUUUAUGAAUUGGUGCUAUGGAAAGAAUUAAGUACUCUCACCGAUGAUCCUCUGGCUGAAGAUGAAAUUGUCGGAAACAUAGAGUUACCACUAGGAAGUGUUCUUUCUCUUGAUAAGGAUAUCUUAACUAAAUUCGGUGAGCCAUUGAUAAGCCCUUUGAUUUCGCUCGUGAGCACCUCGUCUACUUUAAGCCAACAGCUACUUUCUUCCAAGCAGUAUUGGAAAGUACUUCGUUCUAUUGGAGCGAUUCCUGUAUUUUCCUCCAAGGUGCUAGGACUCACAGAAUCACUAAUCAAAGAAUCUGUAGACGAUAUCUCGCCAGAAAAUUUUAUGUUGGUGUUAGGUCUUUUGGAUGAAAUCUCAUCUGUUGGAGCAUUUGCAGCACAAUGGGAACAAGACUCUUCAAAUCAUGCCAAAGCACAAGGUAAAGAGGAUAAAAGCAAGUAUCUUCGUGAACUCAUCAAUACCUCAAAGAAGUCAAUUGCUCUUACUUCGGAAUUGCUGUAUGUGUUUGGAAAAGAUGGGUUCACCCGCGAUAAUGCUGGGUAUCCAUUAGUACAAGCGUUAGCCCACCAAUGUUUCAAUCCUUGUCGUGAAGUACGUUCCACCGCUUUAAAUACGCUCAAAUCAACCGUUCUCACCGCCGUGGAGUCUCACGACAACCAACUUCCUCCAGCCGGCCUUUUCCAGUUUGGUCUCUUCCCCCUUUUAGGUGAAUUGGCUAAGCCUUCAGUUAUUCAAACGGACCCUCAAGGGUUUGUGACCACUCAGGUCGAAGCGUUGUCCUUGUGCAGCAAAGUGUUUCUUCAUUUUAUCGGAAAGUUCCUGGAAGAGGAAAUUCAAAUCACUUGGAUUGGAAUCCUUGAUGGGUUUAAAUCUUUCGACGAUAUUCAGAAAGCAGCAACCACCGAAGACAAUUCUGCCAAUCAUGAAUCGGGUAUGGAAUUGUUGAAGAACAUGUUAUUGGUUCUUCAGAGCGGAGGGGUUCUCUCGCCAGAAAAUAAGGAGUUAUGGGAACCUACUUGGACCAAGGUUAGCUCGAUCUACAGCGAAUUACGGCCUGAGAGUGAAGCUAAAGAAGAACCUGCUGAUACUACAGCAACUGGAUCACGGUCAAAUGCAGAUCCCGCCACAGAGACUAUAGAUCCUGUCAUAGAGCAAAGUGCAGAAGAUGCACAAGCCACUGUUUCAAAUGACACAGAUGAAGUAGAUUAA
This is a messenger RNA of Yamadazyma tenuis ATCC 10573, 4485 nucleotides long. Lineage: Eukaryota; Fungi; Ascomycota; Pichiomycetes; Serinales; Debaryomycetaceae. The record is from RefSeq and is a predicted model, not a curated record.